UGUCAUAUAAAAAAACAGCAAUUUUUCAUACCUAACAAAUGAAAAUUUACUUUAUAGUAAAUAUUUUCUGGCUUCGGCUUAUUUUGAAAACUUAUUAUUACACGACCGUAUUAUAUUAAGGUUGAUAUUUUAAAUCAAGAGUUAAAAUGGCUAUGAGAAAGAGAAGCGGAUCUGGGUCCAAAAGACACUUGAAAGAGAAAGUGGUGCAAAUAUAUGAGUCGUUUUUCAAAGGUGAAGACCUUACAAGUAGUAAUCCAACAUUUUGGGAUGAGUUCUUUCUUUUAAAACCCAAGAUUCCACAGUUAGAAGCUGAAAUGCAAAAACUGACAGCCGAACAGAUGGUAAACAUGAAAGAGAAUAUUAAUUUACUUGUCAGUCAGUGUAUUGAAAUGCUAGGCCAGGAACAUCACAUCAGAUUAGUUUAUGCCCUUCAAACAUUUAGUGCAAUAUUAACAACUAUUUAUGACAGAGUGAGACAAGAUGCAAGUAUAAAUAUGAAACAUGUGUUAUUAGGAACUGACAAUGCAAAUAUAAGGAUGCAAAAACUUCUAGAACAUUGCAGUACUAUUCUGUCAGGUGAUGUUCCCGAGAGUUUGAAGUCCAUGGUUCUGAAGCUGCUACUGAUUAUAGCUACAGGAGUUGACAAUAUAGAUGACAAUCCUCUUGUUGAGUACCUUAUGCAGAAUUCACUAUUUGAACCAUUGGUACAACUACUGUGUACAUCAACAGAAAGGCAACAACAUGGUUAUGAUGUUGUGCUGCUACUCAUGUUCCUGGUGAACUAUAAGAAACAAGAAUCUGCUAAUCCUUACAUUGUGAAGCUGUCAAUACUUGAUGAUGAAUUAGCACUUAAUGGAUAUGGUCAAGUGAUAACAGCUGCACUAAAUGACUUUGUGAUGUCCACGUUUGGGGGCAUGCAGGGCAGUGGCGGGGGCUGGCUGUCCUCCAUCACGAGUAUGGUCGGUGGGAUCUUCUUGAGCAAUGACGAAACACAAGUUGUGAGGGGUCAGAGAAAUGGAGGCGGCGAAGAAGGCAUGCUGCUGGCGCUGUACGAAGCGGCGCACCUCAACCGCAACUUUAUGACGACGCUGGCGCAUUCCUCUGCGGCUGCGUCGUCCGCGCCCCCAUCCCCGCCCGCCACGCUGCCGCCGCACCAGACUCCACCUAAUUUGGCCCAGAUACAAGCGCUGGAUAACGAACAGCCGACGAAUUUGUUGGUUACAUUCUUUCAAUAUUGUUCCAUCGUAAUGGCUGACACGAGGACAGAAGCGAGCAUAAACAAGUGCAGUCUCUGCUUCAUAACCCUCACCUGUUUGGUAGAAGAACAAUUCGCCAACUCUAUUAUGCACGACCAAAAUUUGACUUUCAAGGUUCAACUAUACAGACUACCGAUGCGACACAGAAAAAUAUUGCCCGAGGAACCACCAUCGCAGCCGCUUGCUUCCACAUUAAUAGAUCUACUCGUGGAGUUCAUAAUGUGUCAUCUUCUGAAACGAUUCCCCGGGGAACUAUACUCCCUGUGUAACGGAGUUCUACUCCGUCUGCUGGGCUACCAGAAACGCUGCAGGGUGCGACUGGCUCGGGACUGGCGGCCAUUGUGGGCGGCGCUAAUCGCGUUACUCAAGUUCUUAGUGGCCAAUGAGACAACUUUACUGAAGAGACACAAUAUAUUCGUUAUGGCCCAGCAGGUUGUGAACAUAUUCAAUUUGUUCAUCACAUUUGGUGACACGUUCCUGCCGACGCCGGCGUCCUACGAUCAGCUCUAUUAUGAGCUCAUAAGAAUGCACCAAGUUUUUGACAACUUGUUCUUCAUGGCAUUACGCUACUCUACGGGCGACAGCGAGUACAAGGCGGACGCGCUGCGACUCGCGAACAGCCUGGUGAACGUGCGCGCGAUCAUACAACACUUCUCGCCCAAGAUCGACGCCUGGCUCGCCUUCAACAACCUCUCCACGCCCUCCGAGGACCAGAUUCUGGAGGUGGUGCGUAAGAACUACGACAGUUUAAUUCUCAAGCUGCAAGAAGGUUUAGAGGCGUACGAUCGUUACUCGGAGCGACCUCACGCAGCGUUACUAGCGCGGCUGGUGCGCGGAGCCGGGCUCAACGCGCGCGCCGCUAGCGACGCUGCCGCCCUACACCGACACUCAGCCGCGCUCCUGUCACACUACACCACCUUGGCAUAAUGCGCAGGUAGAAUAAAAAAGUAUAAAUGUCAUUGUCAAGAUUGGAUAAAAAUGCCGCCAAAACAAAGUGCGCGCCGCCAGCGAUGCCUACAGUCACCACGCUGGCAUAGUGCGUGGCUGCGGUAUGAAUAAAAAAGUAUAUAGACCGACAAGGCUUUAAAUGAACGUGGCGAAAAAAGGAAUUAAGCCGCCAUCAUACAAAAACACAAUUUUUGACAUGUUUUUGACAGUUCUCCUUUACCGGCAGCGCCCCCGCCUACGUUCAUUCAAAUCCUUGUCGGUCUUUAACGUCAUUUUAAGGUAUGUCACGACAUAUCUAUUUCCAUAGAAACACGGCAUUAUAUAUUCAUUUACUUAU
This is a messenger RNA of Aricia agestis (brown argus), 2541 nucleotides long. RefSeq names its product armadillo-like helical domain-containing protein 3. The coding region runs from base 147 to 2183 and encodes 678 amino acids. The record is from RefSeq and is a predicted model, not a curated record. The transcript is spliced from 14 exons. NCBI's taxonomy places the organism in Eukaryota, Metazoa, Arthropoda, Insecta, Lepidoptera, Lycaenidae. Gene Ontology annotation, cellular component: cytosol. Gene Ontology annotation, biological process: regulation of Golgi organization.